AUGGAAGAGGCAAGCAGCAAGGUGCUGCAGCAGGUGGAUGCAGAGGCAGACGAGUUUGAGCAGCAGCUGGCAGCAGCGCGGGCAGACAUGGAGCGCAGCGAGCGCGAGUUUGACGAGUUUGAAAAGUCCGUGGAGGAGAGGCGCAACUCGCUGCUCUUCUUCAAGCAGCUCUACCGCCGACCCUCCGAGUCCUCGCCUCCUGCUGCUGCCGCUGGUUCACGCGGCUCAGAACCUGCAAGCCGAGGCACAAGGGGAUUUGAUUCGUCGGAUGACUCCUCGUCAUCUUCAGCAUCGCUGCAGCCCCGCACUCAAACACCCCCUUCGGCUUCGUCCUCGCGAUCUGUGCAAUCGCUGCCCUCGUCCAAUGCGGCGCUCUCUCGCAAGGAGCAAGCACUGAAGGCAGUACCAGAGCUGUUCUCAGCGAAUCAAAGGGCGGCUGCAUCGCCGUUUCGUCACAAGGUGUAUGCUGCCCUUGUGGCUAUAUCAGGGCUCUCUCUAGUGCAGGCGGUCACGCAUGAACCCAAGGAGUGGCUGCAGGUGGCUGCUAGUGGGCUUGUGUUCUCCGCACUGCUGGUGCAAGCACUGUAUGAACGAUCGCUUGCAGGAAAUGGUAAAGUUGAUGAGAGAGAUACUGGUCGCAACAAGUAG
Messenger RNA from Closterium sp. Naga37s-1, 648 nucleotides. The record is from the annotation of a GenBank genome assembly. Lineage: Eukaryota; Viridiplantae; Streptophyta; Zygnematophyceae; Desmidiales; Closteriaceae.